AAGCCAUUAUCAACACAAACACAGACAGAGAGAGUAAAAGCCAUGGACUUGUCAUUGCUUCUUCUCAAGGUCAUGGUCACAAUUGCGCUGCUUGGCUUUUUUAGCAAGCUAAUACAGAUUUGUGAUGCUCUAAUAUUGAAGCCAGAAAGGCUUAGAUCAAAACUGCGAAAGCAAGGGAUCAGAGGCCCUCCACCCUCGUUUUUGCUCGGAAACAUCAAUGACAUGAAGAAGAUGAAAUCCACGGCCUCAAAAACUCAACCAGGAGAGCAAGCAUUAACCCACAAUUGCGCUUCUGCAAUUUUUCCUUUCUUAGACCUAUGGAAAAAACAAUAUGGUUCUACGUUCAUGUUCUCACUUGGCAACAUACAAAUAUUGCACACGAACCAUCUUGAUGUGGUAAGGGCAAUAAGCAUAUGCACUUCCUUAGACUUUGGAAAGCCUUCCUAUCAAUACAAAGAGCGAGGUCCUCUAUUUGGCCAAGGGAUUCUGACUUCAAAUGGAGCACCAUGGGCUUACCAAAGGAAAAUCCUUGCUCCAGAACUAUACAUGGAAAAGGUCAAGGGUAUGAUGAGCAUAAUGGUGGAGUCCUCAAUUACACUAGUGAACUCAUGGACUAAUCUGAUUGAGAGUGAGGGUGGAGUUGCAGAUGUUCACGUUGAUAAAUAUAUGAGAAGCCUUUCUGGAGAUGUGAUCUCAAGAGCUUGUUUUGGCAGCGAUUACUCUAAAGGGGAAGAGAUGUUUUCAAAGCUUGAUGUACUUCAAGAGCACCUGUCUAAAAAGGUUUUUUCCAGUGGCAUUCCUGUACUAAGACAUCUUCCAACAAAGAGCAAAAGAGAAACAAGGAGGCUAGAAAAAGAGGUCCACUCUUUGAUUAUGCAGGUAGUGAAGGAAAGAAAGGAGGGACCAUCACAGAAUGAUUUGCUGCAAGUGGUACUUGAAGGUGCAAACAAUACUGAUUUUGGUCAAGAUAAGACUGGUCGCUUCAUUGUUGACAAUUGCAAGAACAUAUACCAAGCUGCGUAUGAGACAACUGCAGUGUGUGCAACAUGGACCUUGAUGCUGUUGGCCUCAAAUCCAGAGUGGCAACAACGAGUUCGUACUGAAGUCCUUGAAAUUUGUGCUGAUCAGAUGCCUGACGCUGACAUGGUUCGCAAGAUGAAGACAUUGACUAUGGUAAUUUACGAAUCAUUGCGACUUUACCCUCCAGUGCCAGUGGUGACAAGGGAGGCAUUUGAAGACAUGAAAUUUGGAGACAUAAACGUACCUAAAGGUGUAAUUGUGUGGACCAUGAUAGUAGCCUUACAACAAGACCCUGAUCUUUGGGGACCCGAUGCCAACAUCUUCAACCCCGAAAGGUUUGCCAAUGGUGUCAGUGGUGCAUGCAAGCUUCCUUACGUGUACAUGCCAUUUGGAGUUGGACCUCGCAUCUGUGCUGGGCAACACUUUGCCAUGGCAGAGCUCAAAAUUCUUAUAUCUUUGAUUGUGUCCAACUUCUCCUUUUCCUUGUCACCCAUAUACAGGCACUCCCCGGCAAUGAAGUUGCUUUUAGAGCCUGAACAUGGUGUCAAUAUUCUUAUUAAGAAGCUCUGAGCUAUGAGCCAACUAUCAUACUAUAGUUGGUAUUGCAGAAUGUUUUCUUAUUUAAUGAUGAAGUUAUUAAUUAGGUCAGUUCUUAAUAAUCUGUGUUGAAACUUGGUUUAUGACAAGGGCAAUGCAUAUGUGGAAGUACAUGCAGGGAUUAUGUAUGACCAGCUGUUCUAGGCACGAGUCUUACGAUCUAGUAUCUUGGCCUGACACAUUUCUUUUUCUUAAGUUGAAGUGAAAUGUAAUAAUUGAUGUACAAUAAAUAUGAUAUAAGUGACAUGCAUGUUUAGAAGGA
This is a messenger RNA of Quercus robur (English oak), 1879 nucleotides long. Its product is annotated as cytochrome P450 714C2-like. The record is from RefSeq and is a predicted model, not a curated record. Bases 43 to 1590 code for a protein of 515 amino acids. The transcript is spliced from 5 exons. Gene Ontology annotation, molecular function: oxidoreductase activity, acting on paired donors, with incorporation or reduction of molecular oxygen; monooxygenase activity; heme binding. Lineage: Eukaryota; Viridiplantae; Streptophyta; Magnoliopsida; Fagales; Fagaceae.